This is a messenger RNA of Racocetra persica, 1274 nucleotides long. The record is from the annotation of a GenBank genome assembly. Lineage: Eukaryota; Fungi; Glomeromycota; Glomeromycetes; Diversisporales; Gigasporaceae.
AAAAUAAAACCGUCAUGCAACAGAACUUUUCAUAUUGUAAUCGUUGUGGACGAAAAAUUAUUGGAUUUCCUAUAGAAUUUUGCCGAGCAGAUUUGUUUUCAAAAUAUGGUAAUAAACAACAGAGCAAAAAUGGAGAUAUAAACGCAUUUAUUAAAAAAACAAAAGUAGUAUCUGUAAAUUGCGAUGAUUUUGUUGAAUGGAUACCAAUUUCUGAUAUUGAAAAUAUAAACUCACUUGAACAAAGCGGAUAUUCAAAAAUAUGUUCAGGUGUAUGGAAACCAUUUAAAUCGAGAAAUAAAAGCAUUGAUGAACAGGAAAUGCCAAGUUUAAACGUUAUUUUGAAAGUUUUGAAGAGUUCACAGAAUUUUGACAAUAAAUUUCUUAAUGAAUUUGAAAUACAUUACAAAUGCCUUGAGAUAUGCGCUAUACCUUUUUAUGGGUUGACAAUGCAUCCAGAAACAUCCGAUUAUUCUAUGAUAAUUAAACAAGCACAACAAGGAGACUUGCGUAACUUUAUACGUUCAAACAAAUCUCGAAUCUCAUGGGAAGAAAGAGCAAUAAUACUUGUAAACAUUGCGAAAUCUUUAAGUUCACUUCAUCAGUUAGAAUUGGUUCAUCGAGAUUUUCAUAGUCGUAAUAUUCUUAUUGACGAUAAUAUGAAAGUGUUUUUUGGUGAUUUUGGUCUUUCCGGAUCAGUAAAUUCACAAAUAGGUAAGAAUGAAUCGAUAGAAGGCGUUUUACCCUAUAUAGCACCUGAAGUUCUUCGUGGCAACCCUUAUACAAAGAAAUCAGAAAUUUUUAGCUUAGGCAUUAUCAUGUGGGAAUUGGCAUUCUUCAAACCACCGUUUAUGGAUAGAUCUCAUGAUAUCAUAGAAUUAAGUAAAGAUAUUGAUAAAUCACCAACUUUAAUUAUGUUAAAUCAUUUACAACAAAUAUCCAAAAAAGUAGUCAAACUUGAGGAAUUUGAAAAGGACGAAGCAGGAGCCAUUGACGUUGACGAAGAUUACCAAACUAAGCAACUUGAUUACGAUUUGCAUCUCAAACAACGUUCGGAAGUAAUUUUUAUGAGUGUUAACAGACCAUCUUUACCGCAACGAAUAUUGAAAGAAAUAAUACAAAGGGUUUCCAAAUUUUUGCAUGCAAAAAAGAAGCACGAGCAUGUCUUUAAUGAUAAUUUUGAAAUAGAUAAAAGAUAUAUAACUCAAAAAUAUAAUUUUACAUCAAAAGAUAUAUUGAAAUUAUUGAAAGAGAAGCAGAAGACAUUUGUUUGUUAA